Molecule: messenger RNA, 480 nt
Organism: Protopolystoma xenopodis
Lineage: Eukaryota; Metazoa; Platyhelminthes; Monogenea; Polystomatidea; Polystomatidae
Source: the annotation of a GenBank genome assembly
AUGAUCAAUGGCCUUAUUGGACAGAAAGAGGGACGUCACGGUGGCCAAGGUUCGCUAUACACUGGGCAUCUACAGCUGCUUGGCCAGUUGGACGCGGAGCGCAAUCCUCGCCAGAUGAUCUUUGAGCUGGUCGCUGUGGAUCAGGGCGUAAAGCGGCUUACAGCACGAGCUCUUGUCGAGCUGACGCUGGUCAACGUGAAUGACCAUGCUCCAAGAAUCGCGUUUCUGGUGCAAGGUCGUCAAUUGCUCGACCAGCGUCUAGCUCUGCCCGAGGAGGUGACCCCGAUCGGGGCCUUGGUAGCGCAGGUUCAGGUUGCUGAUCUUGACUCACCUUUGGAACAAUUGAACUGUCGGCUUUUGCGUGAGGCAGAUUCUUUCGGACUGGAGGAGACCCCAGCUCCCGGCCAGAGUCCCAUGUCGGCCCCGACCGGAAGGCCGUCCCGAUUCACGGGGGGCGGAUAUGGCCAAACGUCUAGUGGG